AUGUCUAUCCAUGUUGGGGCGGAAGCCAUACCACCCCAACCCACAGAACCACUCCCACCCCAACCCUCCAACAACAACCGGCUCCUCAUCAUCCAAGGCAACGGAGGCGUGCUAGGCCACCAAUUUUCCGUACCCGUGUCCUUCUUUUUGGGAUGCCUGAUGAUGUUGUGUUGCGCAGAUACAGACUGCCACCUCAUCUAAUCCUAGACACUCUCUCCAUAAUCGAGAGUGAUCUAGAACAAUCCAUUAGGUCUCCUACAGCAAUCCCAGCAUUGACACAAUUCCUUGCUGUGUUACAUUUUGUGGCCACUGGUUCAUACCAGCAUGUGGUGGGAGACCUGGUUGGCAUGUCGCAGGGCCAGUUCAGUAAGGUCCUUCGGCGUGUCAGCCAGGCUUUCAUUAAGCGAGUUAAGCAAUUUAUUGCUAUGCCUUUGGAUGUUGGUGCCCUAGAUGUGGUGAAGCGGCAAUUUGAGGAAGGUGGUAGUCGCUUCCCACAUGUUAUUGGGGUUGUGGAUGGCACACAUGUAGCUAUUGUACCACCAAGACAUAAUGAAGAAAUUUAUCGAAACAGGAAACUGUUUCAUUCUCUGAAUGUAAUGGUUGUUUGUGGGCCAUCCCUCCAGAUCCUGUCCCUGAAUGCUAAGUUCCCGGGGAACUCCCAUGAUGCCCAUGUCAUUAGACAAUCAGGGAUAUGGCAGAGAUUAAGAGCGAUGGAAGGACAAGACAUGUGGUUAUUGGGAGACCGUGGAUAUCCUUGCACCCCCUGGCUCAUGACUCCUUACAGUAAGUCAAGGCCAGGACCACAGACGGCAUUUAACUCCGCGCUUACUGCCACUAGACAGCUGGUGGAGCGCACGAUUGGUGUCCUUAAAGGCCGCUUUCGUGUGCUCCACCGCACUGGUGGUGACAUCAUGUAUUCGCCGGAGAUGGUAAGUAAAAUUGUGGUCCUGUGCGCUAUCCUACAUAACAUCGCUGUAAGGAGUCGCAUGGAGCUUCCUCAAACAGAGGAAUUGCCUGAUGAGGAGCCAAGGGUUGGUUGGAGAGCCGGUGGGGGGAGUGUUUCCCGGAGGGGGAAUCAAGUCAGGACACGCAUUGUUCAAGAUUAUUUCAGGUAAAGAUUUAAAAAAUAUAUUUUUUAAUUUUUUAACAAAGUCACUGUAUGUUUAUGUUCAGUUUGCUCUGAUGUCUUUUGGGUAGAUAUUGUAAGCUCAUAGUGUAAAUGUUUUGGUGUGUGUGAAUAUAUUAUUAGUUGUUUCAGUAAAUAUUAUAACAUGUUAACCUUAUUUUUUUUAUUUUAAAUUUCCCAAAAAUAUUUACGUGGCAAAAUUGGUGUAAUUACUGUUUUUUUUUCUUUUCAUAAUCCUGUUUUCAAAACAAAAUACACAACAUAUGAUACUAAAUGUUGUAAACUUUGUGCCUGUGCAGCUGAUUAUUCCAGGCAAAUGUGGACCACCACAACGGCAAGCUGCUGCAGGGAGUCCAGACUAGUCCCCUUCUCAGCCCCCCUCCCCUUCCCAGUCCCCUUCCCAGUCCCCCUCCCCUUCCCAGUCCCCCUCCCCUUCCCAGUCCGCUUCUCAGCCCCCCUCCCCUUCCCAGUCCCCUUCUCAGCCCCCCUCCCCUUCUUCUCAGCCCCCUUCUCCUUCUCCUUCUCAGCCCCCUCCUCCUUCUCCUUCUCAGCCCCCUUCUCCUUCUCCUUCUCAGGCUCCUUCUCCUUCUCAGCCCCCUUCUCCUUCUCCUUCCCCUUCUGUGUCCCCUUCUCCUUCUCAGCCCCCUUCUCCUUCUCCUUCUCAGCCCCCUUCUCCUUCUCCUUCCCCUUCUGUGUCCCCUUCUCCUUCCCAGUCCCCUUCUCCUUCUCCUUCCGAGUCCCCUUCUCAGCCCCCCUCACCCUCUAUUGGCCAAACACUCUCUCCGCCCCCCUCGCCCUCUCAAUCAGACCCACCCUCUGAAAUAACGUCCCAAAUCCCUCCUCCUUCCCCCAUCCAGCCUCCUUCCCCCAUCCAGCCUCCUUCCCCAAUCCCUCCUCCUUCCCCCAUCCAUCCUCCUUCCCCCAUCCAGCCGCCUUCCCCCAUCCAGCCGCCUUCCCCACCCAGUGAAUGGGCAGAAGAAGCACCUGAUCACAUUUCGGGGAGUCCUCAUGUGGCAGAAGAAAAUGCUGCAGUUGGAGAUCCCAACAGUUUUCCGGCAAUUUUCCGGCGCAUAAAAGGCCAUUUGAGGGCAGUAAUUGCCGAUAUAGAGGCAAUGGAGACAUUGUUUUAAUUGUUUAAUUUUUAUUGGGUUAACAGAUUUAUAUCUGAAA
This is a messenger RNA of Pseudophryne corroboree (corroboree frog), 2296 nucleotides long. RefSeq names its product putative nuclease HARBI1. The record is from RefSeq and is a predicted model, not a curated record. Bases 153 to 1115 code for a protein of 320 amino acids. Lineage: Eukaryota; Metazoa; Chordata; Amphibia; Anura; Myobatrachidae. The transcript has 4 exons.